Molecule: messenger RNA, 1957 nt
Organism: Coffea arabica (coffee)
Lineage: Eukaryota; Viridiplantae; Streptophyta; Magnoliopsida; Gentianales; Rubiaceae
Source: RefSeq, a predicted model, not a curated record
CAAUUACUCCCUAUUCCGCUAUUAGACUAUUGCUUGCUUUCUCAAUUCUCCUUCUCCAUGUACUGGAUUUUCCAGCAAAAAGUCCCCAUGUACUUGAACUACCUCUGCAAAAUCUAAACUUUAACCAUUUUUUCUCCUCACAAUCCAUUCAGUUUUCAAGAUGGAAUUAUCGUGUUCAUCAUCUCCGCUUUCAGUUCAUUCCAUUCCUCAAGCUCACCGCCGUCUUUCUCCCCACCACCGCUGCCGGAAUGUUAUUUCUCUUUUCCCCAGCUACCCUCCUUCUACAAUCACCAGCAGCUGUACCAGCACCAGCACCAGCACCAGCUGUUCUUCCUCUUCUUCCUAUUUUGGGAUUUCGAUUUCUAACAAAACCAGGAUUUCUGUUUCGUCGGGAAAAGCUAAGUCAAACCGAUCGUUGUAUAUUGUAGCUGGGGUGUUUGAGAAAUUUACUGAGAGAGCAAUUAAAGCGGUUAUGUUUUCCCAAAGGGAGGCGAAAGCUUUGCAGGUAGAAAUGGUGUAUACCCAGCAUCUUUUGCUAGGACUUAUCGCAGAAGAUCGUGCUUCCGGUGGGUUUUUAGGCUCUGGAAUCACAAUCGAGAUGGCUCGCCAAGCCGUUAAGAGCAUUUGGCAUACCGAUACUGAUGAUAAGGAGGAGAAUGGUAAGGGUAAUGGGAGUGGUCUUGGUCCUGAGGGGGCAGAGGUCUCGGCCACUGAUGUGCCGUUUUCACCGAGCACUAAGCGGGUUUUUGAGGCUGCCGUGGAGUAUUCGAGGACUAUGGGGUAUAAUUAUAUUGCGCCGGAACAUAUUGCCGUUGGGUUGUUCACUGUUGAUGAUGGAAGUGCUGGCCGUGUACUUAAGAGAUUAGGGGCAAAUGCAAAUCACUUGGCAGCAGUUGCCAUCACCAGAUUAGAAGGAGAGCUAGCCAAGGAUGGCAGAGAUCUUCCCAGACGGCCUCAUGAAAAAGCUCCUGCUGCCAAAGCCAGCAUCGCAAGAUCCUCUCAAAGAACUGGAGAUCAGAAAAAAAAUGCACUGGACCAAUUCUGUGUGGACCUUACAGCACUGGCGAGUGAAGGUCGCAUUGAUCCUGUGAUUGGCCGAGAUACUGAAGUACAGAGAAUCAUUCAGAUACUCUGCAGAAGAACAAAAAAUAAUCCUAUUCUUCUUGGCGAAGCCGGGGUUGGUAAAACAGCAAUUGCUGAAGGGUUGGCAAUCAAGAUUGCGGAGGGAAAUGUGCCUUUCAGUCUCUUGACAAAGCGCAUAAUGUCCUUAGAUAUAGGUCUAUUAAUCGCAGGCGCAAAGGAGAGAGGUGAACUGGAAGGACGCGUGACUACAUUACUUAAGGACAUCAAAAAGUCAGGCAAUGUCAUUGUUUUUAUUGAUGAGGUGCACACACUUAUUGGUUCUGGGACAGUAGGACGAGGCAAUAAGGGAUCUGGUCUUGAUAUUGCCAAUUUAUUGAAGCCAUCACUUGGACGGGGUGAGUUACAGGUAAUACUUCUUCCUUGGUAGAUGCUUUAGUGUGCAUUAUGUUACCGGAUACUCAUUGAUACCUGGACAAGAAAUCAUGUUACACUGGUAUGGUCAUCGAUAUUGUAAGCUCAUGUUUCUAAUCUUGGCUUGGAAUUAGUAGCCGAAAAAAUGAAGUCAAUUGCUGCCUGUGAACACAAGUUUUUGAUCAUGGCAUGUGGCUUAAGAAGCAAGGGCAAGUGAGAAGCAGAGCCUAGUUUGAUUUUCUGGAAAAUAAGCUAAGAAAGUAUAGUGCUACAGUUUUAAUCGUCAGAUCAUCUGGAUUGCUAAGCAUGUGGGAAUAAAAUGUAUUCGUCUGUAUUAGGUUCAUAAAACAAAUGAUGACAAGAGUAGGCAUGAAUAUAAGGUUUUGAAAGUAUCUCUUAGCAUUGUCACCACUCAUGCACAAUGAAGUAGUUGGCUUAAAUUGUGGAAUUAAUUGAUGCUUGA